AUGCGCAACCUCAAAAACGUGCGUCUCCAAGAGACGAAGAUACUAGGUGAACUGCCAUUGACUGCGACUGCAUGGGACACCGCUUCUGAUUCUGUUGUGUGCACCUUUGGCCCAUCUGAGCACAGCCCUGUCAUCGAGCUCAGAAGAAAGCGCCCAGAGGUCGUUUCCGCUGAUCCACUGAGAUCCAGUGAGUUCGAAUGCCUCGCAUCUUGGGAUGCACCAUCUCCCUUACCAGAUCUGUCAUGUGAUCGAGUUCUUUCAUUGCACUACUUCGCGGACAACUUGACCGCCAUCCUAGUGCUGGAGGGUGGUGAUAUUGUCAUUGUCCGCGAAGAGCCCCUCCCAGGAGAGGACAAGAUCGAAAUUCUGGGAUCAGUUGAUGUUGGAAUUACAGCCGCCGCCUGGUCUCCUGAUGAGGAACUGUUGGCUAUCACGACAAGAGCCCGAACAUUCCUGUACAUGACUCGGGAAUUUGAAAAUGUGGCUGAAAUCACUUUCUCCCAAGCUGAUGUCCAGGCUUCCCAGCAAGUGUCUGUGGGUUGGGGUAAAAGGGAGACACAGUUCCAGGGCAAAAGAGCCAAAGCCCUUCGGGACCCUACUGUGCCAGAAAAAGUCGACGAGGGCAAGCUAAGCAGCCUCGAUGAUGAUAGCACAACAAUUACUUGGCGAGGUGAUGGAGCUUAUGUUGCGGUGAAUACUGUUGACGAAGGUACCCGUCGAGUUGUACGAGUGUACUCAAGAGAAGGUACUUUGGAUAGCGUGAGUGAGCCAGUGGAUGGGCUGGAAGCCGCUCUUAGCUGGAGGCCAUCCGGAAACCUCAUUGCUGGAAUCCAGAGAUUGGAUGACAGAAUUGAUGUUGUGUUUUUUGAAAGAAACGGUCUUCGCCACGGUCAAUUUACUCUUCGUUUGACAGAGGAAGAUCGUCAAACCUGGGCGUCGCGAAUCCUCUUGUCAUGGAACAUCGAUUCCACUGUGCUGGCAGUUCGGUUCAAAGACCGCGUUCAGCUCUGGACGACAGGUAACUAUCACUACUAUUUAAAGCAAGAGAUUCCAAUCAUGGUCGAGCCGAAUUCCACAGUCCCGUUCUCCUUUGAGUGGCACCAGGAGAAGGCUUUGCGAGUUGUUGCUGGGUCAUCGGGUACCAUACUUGAAAUGGAUUACGUAUUUGAUAUGCAUCAUGGCUCUACUGUGAUACCCGAUGAUGUUGGUGCCGUUGCCGUUAUCGAUGGCAAGAACUUGAAGCUCACUCCACUGAGACUGGCUGGUGUGCCACCACCUAUGGCUCAUAACGAGUUGAAAGUGGACUCCAAUGUUAUUGACGUCUCGUUCAGCAAAUUGGGUAAUCGAAUCGCAGUGCUGAUGAGCUCAAGGCUUUCAAUCUUUCUGUGGUCACUCAAGAGUCGCCCCGUACCCAUCCCAAUUCUCGAAUCUAGCUAUCCUUUGUCGGAAGCACCGGACAGCAGACCACGACAGAUUUCCUUCGUGAAUGACAACGAAGUCUAUGUUCUGAUGAACAGUGGACCUAACGCCAGUCAUAUUGAACAAACGAAUCUGGAGACUCGCGAAUCUCGCACCGUGUACCAGACAGCCGACUCCGAGCAGUUAGCGUCAAUUUUCACUGGCAUUGGGCACCAAGCUUUGUGGUUCUCGCACGCAAAACAACCUGCCAGAUCUGUCACAUACUCGAGUAUCGACACAGCUGGCAGCGGUGAAGCUGUCAUCUCUCCUUGGGAUGAAAGCCCCAGUGUCGAUACCCACUGGGCCCGUGUCGUUUCAAUCUCAGAUACCGAGCGAAUCUUAAUAACCAUGACUCGGUCCGGUGGUCUGUACGCUAACAAGCGGGUUCUUGCAAAGAAUUGUACUUCUUUCUUGCUGACCCCAGCACAUCUUCUAUUCACCACUUCCCAACACUUGCUAAAGUUUGUUCAUCUGAACCAUGCAGAAGAAAUGGAAGUACCUGAAGAUACACCAGAAACAGAUGAGCGAUGUCGAAGCAUUGAGCGUGGAUCAAAGCUGGUGUGUGUGAUGCCAUCAGUUUUCGGCGUCGUUCUCCAGGCGCCUCGAGGUAACAUUGAGACUAUCUAUCCCCGAGCGCUAGUGUUAGCCGGUAUCCGUACGUUCAUCGACCUGAAGAAAUACCGCUCAGCAUUCCUGGCCUGUCGUAGCCAGAUGGUCGAUUACAACAUUCUUCAUGACUAUGCCCCCCAGCAAUUUAUGGAAAACAUUCUUCUUUUCAUUGAGCAAGUUAAAAGAGUCGACCAUAUUGAUGACUUCCUGUCUCGCCUGAGUGAGGAUGAUGUUUCACAGACAUUGUACAAAGAUACUCUCAAGAUUUCCAAGAAUGAGUCUGCGGUGGUUGCUCAGCCAGAUGCACCUGUUGCUUCUAAGAUUUCCGCAUCUCCCAGUAAAGAAGGCAAGAUCAACACUAUCUGCAAUGGAUUCUUAACCGUUCUGCAAAACCGACUGGACACAAAUUUGCAAAAUUUGAUCACUGCACAUGUGUGUAAAUCGCCACCUGAUCUGGAAGCUGGAUUGAAACUUGUUGCGCAUUUGAGGACCCAAGCCCCCGAGCAAGCAGACGAUGCCAUUGAGCAUAUGUGUUUCUUGACGGAUGCCAAUCGUCUCUACUCCCAUGCACUGGGACUCUACGACCUUGAACUCACUCUUCUUGUGGCUCAACAGGCCCAGCUGGAUCCCAGAGAAUACCUUCCAUUCCUUCGCCAACUGCAAACAUUACCCGAGAUUCGCCGUCAGUUUGAGAUCGAUAAUCACCUCACUCGCUUUACCAACGCUCUGGGUCAUCUUUUUACUUUGAAUGCGCAUGAAGAAAUCCUUGGCUAUGUGGCUAAGCAUGUUCUAUACAAGGAGGCCCUCGAAAUUUACAAGUAUCACCCCGAGCAGCAAAAUGAGAUUCUACAUCUCUACGCCAACUAUCUCCAAGGCGAAUCCAAGCACAAAGACGCCGCCGUUGCUUACGAAUCUCUUGCAAUUUACGAUGAGGCGUACAAGUGCUACCACCUUGCUCAUCUGUGGCGCGAAUCUGUAUACUGUGCUAUGAUGGCUUCCCUAUCCGAGGAGGACCUUAACGUGCAUAUCAAUGCUCUCGCCUCGACUCUGAUUGACGAAGGCCGCGACUUUGUUUCAGCCGCGACCGUUUAUGCAGAGCACUUGCAUGAUAUCCCCACAGCUGCACAGCUUUUGUGCCGGGGUUCGAAAUUUGCCGACGCAGCUCGCCUUCUCGCAUUGCACGGCAAACAGAACCUGGUUACAGAAAUUGUCGACUCCGGCCUUGCAGAGGCAAUGGGUUCAAUGACUGAUCUUCUUGCCGACUGCAAAAAUCAACUCAACGCCCAAGUACCCCGAGUCAGCGAACUGCGCCAACUUCGUGCCGCAGAUCCCCUUGCAUUCUUUGGAGGUGAUCCUACAGGAGGCGAGGGUGGUGUCGACAUUCCCGACAAUGUAUCACUGGCUCCUACAGAAGCAAGCACUCUUGCUGGACGUACUAUGUUUACUCGGUACACCGGAAAGACCGGAAAGACCUCGUCCUCCCGCCACACCUCAAAGACUCGUCGUCGCGAGGAACGCAAGCGAGCGAAGGGUAAGAAGGGUACCGUCUACGAAGAGGAGUAUCUGGUCAACAGUAUUAGGCGACUUAUGGAGCGAGUCAAUUCCGCUGUUCCAGACGCGGAGGUUCUUGUGGAUGCGCUGUUGCGACGUAACAUGCGCGAGCGUGCAGCUGCCAUUGAGAAGGCUCUGGAGGAUGUACUUAAGAUGUGCGCAGACUGCCGUGACGAAAUUUUUGAAAUCCCGGCUGCCGAGCCAGUUAAGGAUGAGGAUGAUGAUGAGCCAGAGAUCCAGGUCAGUAGUGGCGCUCGUGUGCUUGAAGAGAGUAUUGCCGCAAUCUCCGGAGGUGCCGCCGGCCGUAAAGAGGCACCCGUUGUGAAGGAGAUUAAAAAGUCUUCCCUGCUUGCUUAG
This is a messenger RNA of Penicillium angulare, 3975 nucleotides long. Its product is annotated as Elongator subunit IKI3. Gene Ontology annotation, biological process: tRNA wobble base 5-methoxycarbonylmethyl-2-thiouridinylation. NCBI's taxonomy places the organism in Eukaryota, Fungi, Ascomycota, Eurotiomycetes, Eurotiales, Aspergillaceae. The transcript has 5 exons. The coding region runs from base 1 to 3975 and encodes 1324 amino acids. Gene Ontology annotation, cellular component: cytosol; elongator holoenzyme complex. The record is from RefSeq and is a predicted model, not a curated record. Gene Ontology annotation, molecular function: tRNA binding.